CGCUUAACCAAUCGUUUAGUUAACCAUCGACUGCACACCGGCGCGUACCGUUCGCCUCUCGCGCGUUUGCGUUCGCUGUUUAACGUUGUUAUACUCUAAAACGCACUUACAUACACACACCCGAGUGUUUAUGUAUUAUUAUUUUUGUAAACAUUAUUAUAACAUCGUAUAGACUUGUGAUUUUUUUUUUCGUCGUCUCAAAUUUUUGGACCCGCGACCGUUCUUACGUUUAUAUUUUCGCGCGCGUCGUACACGUCUACUCGUAUUUUGUACCUGAAUAGCGGCCGAACGGCACAUCGACGUUAUAAUUGUGUAUAUAAAAUCAUCCACGACAGCCACACGCCAUAUAUACCACUACCACGACGGCGACACUUAUCGGCGGUACGGUGCAGUCAUCCGGUCGCAGCAAUACGUCUUUGCUGCAGCAGUGGCCGGUCGGGCUAGCAGCUGCAGUGGCCACCGGCGGUGACGGUAUCGGUAAUAGCAGGACGACGACCACCGCGAUGACCGUGCACGAACUCACGGCCGCAUCAGCGGCUGGCACUAUGCCCAUGCACCAUCUCGGCCGAUCCCGAUUCAUGAUCACGGACAUACUGUCCGACAACGGGCGCAACAACGGCGGAGGUUCGCCUGUGUCGCCCGCUUCGUCCACAGACGGGCCACGCGACCUGUCUCUGCACGGCCGCGCGUCCUCCGGCAGCAACGGCGGAGGAGGUGGCCAGGGAGCAGGGCCCGCCGGCGUUGGCGGAGGGCCUGCCGACUCGGACCUGAGCGACGAUCACGAGAGUGGCACCGAUAGCGGACUGCCAGGCGACAACUCGUCAGUUUGCUCGAACGGUCAUAGAGACGACGAUGGCCGGAAUUCCGGUUCAAAUCUCAGCAAGAAACAGAGAAAAGCGAGGACGGCGUUCACGGACCACCAGUUGCAGACGCUCGAAAAGAGUUUCGAGAGACAAAAGUACCUGAGCGUACAGGACCGCAUGGAAUUGGCAGCCAAGCUCAAUCUGUCCGACACCCAAGUCAAGACCUGGUACCAAAACAGAAGGACCAAAUGGAAACGUCAGACAGCAGUGGGCCUGGAACUGUUGGCCGAGGCGGGCAACUAUGCGGCGUUCCAGCGGCUUUACGGAGGGCCUCCAUACGGCUGCUGGCCCUACCCGGCUGGCGCCGCGGGGGCCGCCGGUGGCGUUUCCGGCGGGGGUGGUGUGUCGGGGGCGGGCGGCGCUCCGUCCGCGGCCGACUUGUACUACCGUCAAGCGGCUGUGGCCGCGGCCGCAGUGUCCACGCUCCAGAAGCCUUUGGCCUACAGGCUGUAUCCCGGCAUGGCGGGCGGGCCUGGGGCCGCGGGCUCCGGCGCCGGCGCGUCCGGCCACCAUCACCACCACCACCACAUACCGCCUCCACCGGUGCCGCUCGCCCACCCGAUGUACUACGGUGGCGUCCACCAUCCGGCCACCAUGCAGCCGAUGCCCGGCCGCAGCCCAACGCCCGAACCACCAGGCCGAUCGUCCCGCGGCUCGCCCAGAUCGACGGUGGACAGCCGGCCCGGUUCGGUGGACGUCGAAGACGACAGGUCCAACUCGCCCAAUGUGGACGUUUAAGCGACGACCGCGGCGCGCUGGCCUGCCGCGUGCCAUAAUAUAAUAUACCAUCAUAGCACCGCGCACGUGACUAUAUAUUAUUAUUAUAGUCCGUCACUCGUUGUCGUGUUUAAGUGCAGCUGCAGUGUACGCGCGUGUCUAUAAUAAUAUUCUUAUAUAUAUACAUGAGGCACUGUAAAAUGCACCCUCAAACACAUACACCCACCUAGUCGUCGUUUACUCUCUUUAUUAUUAUUAUUAUUAUUAUUAUUAUUACAUGUAUAUGUAUAUUAUAAUAUAUAUUUUACGUUCCGUACCGACUCUGGCGCGAAAAAUGUUUUUUGUUUACUUUACUUCAUAUUAUUAUAUCGUGAGAAAUUAUUACUGCGGCAAACUUUAUUACCACGUUUUAAUUCGAUUAUAUAAUAAUAAUUAAUAUUAUCAUACAUUUUUGUAAGAAAACCUUAUACACAGAAAGAUGUCAUAUACUCAUAUUAUAAACUAUGUUCCCCUAAAGUACAAAUAUUCUAUUUUUAAUUUAUUUGUAGUUAAACCGUAAUAUAUAAUAUAGUAGGUAUAUAUUAUAUGGUACUGGUAUAACACGUUUUUCAGUGGAGAAAAAUAUCCGAAUUUAUUCGUUAAACACACGUGUAGGUAUUUGUUAUUAAAUUAUCAUUAUGAACUCGUACCGAAGAUUUUGUUAUGAAUUUGUUCAAUCAUUUAUUUUUAUUUUUUUUUUAUUUCAAUAAAACUAUGUCGGUAAGCCAGAGACUUUAACGUACGUCAACCAUCCGGUUACUCGUGAGUGAAACAAUAUGUGGGUACUAUACAUAAUAUAACUAUCUUGUUUAUUAACAUACAUAUUGUAUUGUAUAACUUGUAUGUCUAUAUACUUUUAUGUAGGUAUGUUUUUCAUAAUUUUGCUUACCACGAUUGUUUCUUAUCGAUAUUAUAUAUUAUUAUUAUUAUUAUUAUUAUUAUUAUUAUUAUUAUUAUUAUUACUGUAAAUAUUACUUAUAUAUUACGACAAUUAGAUACCAAUAUUGUAUAUAUAGAUACAGUGUAAGUGAUAAGUAUCAAUAAUUUAUUUCGUAUGUUUAUUAUGACGUAGUGAGUAAGCAAGUAAAUAAUAUAUAAAUAAUUAUAUUAUACGAAGUCGUGCAAUGUAAUAAUAAUAAUUAGACUAUAAGUAUUAAGUAUAUUCUAACAUAAUGUACAUAUAUAUAGACAUUUUAUUACUUUAAAUCAUAAUACAAUAAUUGUAUGUACUAUUUUGUCAUCAGGCUUGGUAUAUAACCGUAUACUUUAUAUGCCGUAUAUAAUGUGCGUAUUGAUAUACGAUAUUUGUCAUGUAACCGUCGAGUGUAGAGAACAUGAUCGUGCCAAAAAAAUAAAAAAUAAAAAAAAUAGUGUACGCGAUUAAUAAAACAAAUGAACAAAGUAGGCAAAAAAAUACCGAGACGCUUCGUUUUAUAUAUGACACACAAUAAUUGUAUACCUAAUAUUUAGGAAUCGUAUAUAAUAUUGUAAGCUAUAUUUAUGUACGCGUAUUCAAUUAUAUUAUAUUUAUAACAAUAUGUAUAAAAGCGCUGAUGUACACGAUCGCGCGUUGCCGUACGAUGGUUUUCCGUGUAAAUAAUAACUAUCAUUCUUGUUACAUGUAAAAAUAUAAAAAAUAAAUUAACAUUAUUGUUUAGAGUUUAAC
This is a messenger RNA of Myzus persicae (green peach aphid), 3285 nucleotides long. Its product is annotated as homeobox protein B-H1-like. The coding region runs from base 504 to 1601 and encodes 365 amino acids. The transcript has 3 exons. Gene Ontology annotation, biological process: regulation of DNA-templated transcription. The record is from RefSeq and is a predicted model, not a curated record. NCBI's taxonomy places the organism in Eukaryota, Metazoa, Arthropoda, Insecta, Hemiptera, Aphididae. Gene Ontology annotation, molecular function: DNA-binding transcription factor activity, RNA polymerase II-specific; DNA binding.